Messenger RNA from Penicillium pulvis, 1149 nucleotides. RefSeq lists its product as uncharacterized. Bases 1 to 1149 code for a protein of 382 amino acids. The record is from RefSeq and is a predicted model, not a curated record. NCBI's taxonomy places the organism in Eukaryota, Fungi, Ascomycota, Eurotiomycetes, Eurotiales, Aspergillaceae. The transcript has a single exon.
AUGGUCGAACUCAUUAGUCCUCCUGAGCCUCGUGACCUGCUCCCUCCUCUGCUCGCCUGUCUGCCCACAGCCUUCGUUUCUCCACGUCCACCACCAGCUCUGCUCCCCCUCCUCUCCCCAAUCCUUCGACAGCGCGUCAAGAUCCUGAGCGAAGUGUCCAGCUCCCCCAAUGAGUCAUGGCUCCGCCUACUAUGCUGGGACGCCAACAAAGCAGAGCGCCUGCAGACGCUCGUGGACGGCGCCAGUUUCGAACCACACCCUGUCUCCGGCGAGAUUGAACUUCCCGAUGAGAUGCCCCUGACCUAUAAGCGUAUCGACGACGAGACACUACGUGCACAAUGCUUGCUGCCCGAUUUCAACUUGGCUGUGAUCUACCUUUGGUGCCCCACAGAUGUGGAGGGUGGUGGUCGUGGCUGGCGAAUGACAGAACUUCUCCCUCACGAAGGCCCUGCCGCGGAUGAGCAUACCUGGGCCUCCUCGAUUGGUGAGGCCAAUGUCCAGGCCAAGGAGAGACUGUACUCUGAUAUGUUGGACUCCCCAAUUGAGAACCAAGGAUCCAAUGAGCAGGACCAGCAGGAGGAAGACGAUGAUGCCGAUUACUGGGCUCAGUAUGAUGCCACUCCGAACCGUACCCCGGGACCCAAGACUCCUGCCCCAGGUGCUAGCUCAUCCAAUCUCCCGCCUUCUGGUCUGUCGGAGGCAAACUAUUUCUCCCAGUACGGCGAUGUCCAGCCAGCCAUGGACAGCCACGACCCAGAAGAAGAACAGCCAGAGCUUGGCCCCACAUCUUUGACUGGGGACCUUCUCUCAAACCUUUUGCGGCGACAGAAUGGGCUGGAUAUGGACGAGGGAGCCCGCACAAAUGGUUAUGCGGUGGAUGAUAUGCCCGUUGACCGCGCUGCCAGAUCGCUCAGCCACCCCAGACCUGCAUCUGGGUCUAUCUCUUCGAGCCACUCGGAUACUGUCGCUAAGCUGGAGCUGGAAGCUGAAAGCCAGUGCAACUAUGAAGUCGGUGUGAAGCAGCACAUUGGCACCAGCAUUAAGAGUUUGUUCCGUUUGGCUCAGGCGACAGGCGUGAGCCGUGCUGAUUUCCAGUCAAUGGUCCAGACGGAAUUGGAGUUGCUGGAUCUGACUGAUCUUGAUAAAUAA